AUGGACGACGGCACCACCGAGCUCACCGAGCGCUUCGAGCGCUACUGCGACACAAAGGACCACGCACUCCCCACGGAUGUGCUCGCAGAACUGCAGUCGAUGCUGCGACUGUACUCGAUCUCUGCCGAGGAGCUGGACUUCAAAUGGCAGGCCUACAGCAUCAAGAUGGGCGCAGAGGGCGACAAGCUGGAGCUGAAGAGCGUGCGCGACUUCAAAAAGACCAUCCAGGACACUUUGGAACGCGAGAGCCGGGGCAAGGCACAGCAGAGGACCGAGAUCAAGAGAGAGCGCCCAACACCGCGAGCGAGGGGUGGAGACAUGUACGAUAUGAUCGAGGGUUUGAUACCAAAUACACCACGAGCGAACGGAAGCGCAGUGAAGCGCAAGAACAACUUUGACACGCCCAACGGGAGGGCGAACAAGGCACACCUGAUGAGCUCACCUGCUGGCGCCCUGACUCCAAGAGCCGACGCCUCGAGCGGACCAACCUUCGACUUUGCCUCCCGCACAAACGCAAACGACAUCACCGAACAGUUCAUGAGCAGCGACAUUGCGCUCCCAGACCCUCCCUCGGAGGCGCCCACCGCACCACGCAUGAAGCUGAAAGCGAACACGGACAUGUCCAAAUUCUCGUACCGAACCAUGACCAUGAAGCUGUCGGAGGCAUCAGAAGUCCUCGAUGACAGGAUAGACGAGUUCCGCCAGCUGAUACAAGAGUCGAUGGACCUGGAUGACAGCGCAUUUGGGAACCCAAGCCUGCAAUCGCCAAAUCAGAUCAUCGCAGUAGGGCGCAUAGCAAGCGACACAAGCGAGGGGAAACUCAACGCCGCAUCACUCCUUCUCGAAGGCUCACGGCGCAUGGGCUCAGGUCGGCGUGUGCCGGUGAAGGUUGACAGUCUCCCCUCCUACAACUUCUUCCCAGGACAGAUUGUCGCAUUACGCGGCACAAACGCCUCGGGCGACGUCUUCGUCGCCUCCGAGGUCCUCUCACUCCCGCUUCUCAAUCCACCGGCCACCAAGCCGGAAGAGCUCGACGCAAUCAACACUCGCUACCUCGACACGCCCGAUUCCGACCCCGACAACGCCCGCCCUCUGACCAUGAUGAUCGCAGCAGGCCCAUACACAACAGACCAGAACCUCGACUUCGCACCCCUCCACACCUUCCUCGACAACGCCGCCGCCGCCUAUGCCGACACCAUUAUCCUACUCGGUCCCUUCCUAGACGCCGAGCACCCCCAGAUACGCACUGGCGACUUCGACGCGCCACCAAAUGCCAGUCCCGACCAGGCGACCAUGACCGAUCUGUUCCGACACCACAUCUCGAGCGCGAUACAGGAUUUCGUGGCGCGAAACCAAGCGUGUAAUGUCAUUCUGGUGCCGAGUCUGCGCGAUGCACACCACCACGCCGCCGCCUUCCCGCAAGACAAGUUCAACAAGCGUGAGCUGGGGCUCGGUGCGGCCGGCAAGACGGUGCAGUGCGUCACGAACCCCAUGACAUUGAGCAUGAACGAGAUCACCGUGGGCAUGAGCUCUGUGGACACCUUAUCCAUGUUGCGGCAAGAAGAGAUCAGCGGUGGAAAAGCAAAGGGCUCGAACUUUUACGAGCGUGGGGCUCGAAACGUGCUAGAACAGAGGAGCUUCCUGCCCAUCUUCCCGCCGACGAACCGAGAGAAGUACCUCAAGCCUGUUGAAGUGGAAGAGAAGCUCAUCAAGGGCGAAGAGGGCGAAGACGUAGCAGACGACGAACCAAGUCCUUUCCUGCCCAUUGGCACACCACUCGACACAUCGUACCUCAAGCUCGGCGAGAUGCUGAACGUACGCCCAGACAUACUCAUCACACCGAGCGUGCUGCAAGGCACCGUCAAGGUCGUCGAAUCCGUCGUGGUCAUCAACCCAGGCACCCUCGCCAAGCGCCGCGCUGCAGGCACAUAUGCCCGCGUCAUUGUCCAGCCCGCAAAAGUCACCGACGAAGAGCGGCAGCGGGGUAUCGCGCUCGCGCAUCGCUUGUGGGAGCGGAGUCGCGUGGAUAUUGUCAAGAUAUAG
Molecule: messenger RNA, 2043 nt
Organism: Ascochyta rabiei
Lineage: Eukaryota; Fungi; Ascomycota; Dothideomycetes; Pleosporales; Didymellaceae
Product: DNA-directed DNA polymerase alpha subunit pol12
Exons: 3
Coding region: 1-2043 (680 amino acids)
Biological process (GO): DNA replication initiation; DNA replication
Cellular component (GO): alpha DNA polymerase:primase complex
Molecular function (GO): DNA binding
Source: RefSeq, a predicted model, not a curated record